Molecule: messenger RNA, 416 nt
Organism: Staurois parvus
Lineage: Eukaryota; Metazoa; Chordata; Amphibia; Anura; Ranidae
Source: the annotation of a GenBank genome assembly
CACUGCUGGGCACUGACUGGCGGCACUGAUGGGCAUUGACUGGCGCAACUGCUGGGCACUGACUGGCACAACUGCUGGGCACUGACUGGCAGCACUGAUGGGCAGAGGUGGGUGGCACUGAUGGGCAGAGGUGGGUGGCACUGAUGGGCAGAGGUGGGUGACACAGAUGGGUGGCACUGAUGGGCACAGGUGUGUGACACAAAUGGGUGGCACUGAUGGGCACAGAUGGGUGGCACUGCUGGGCACAGGUGGGUGGAACUGGUGUGUGGCACUGCUGGGCACCGAUCAUCAGGGAACUGAUCAUCAGUGCCCUGAUGAUCGGUGCCAAUCCCUGCUCUGACAACUGCCGGUUCUCGGCAGUACUUUCCCCACGUUCUGACAGUGUGAGGAAAGUGCAGCCGAGAACCGGCAAUUUC